Ostertagia ostertagi is the source of this 369-nucleotide messenger RNA. NCBI's taxonomy places the organism in Eukaryota, Metazoa, Nematoda, Chromadorea, Rhabditida, Trichostrongylidae. The record is from the annotation of a GenBank genome assembly.
AUGGCUUUAUUAUAUGAGGACGAAUUUGUCGCUGUGAAUGAAUGCUCCGUUCAGAUCAAAAACUACCAUUUUCCUUCGAAAAAGAUCAAGUCAAUACCUAUUGAAGUGAUCAGGGUUCUCUGGUUCGAGGAGCAAGAAACCUGCAAAUGUUCCACGAAAAUCUGGGGCAAAUCACCAGAAGCAGUCUACUGGGCACUCGACGUGAAGAGAUGUAUUCCGAGUGUGGCACGCGACAAGUUCAACGUGGUCCUUGAUGUGGGUCAGAAAGUCCGACCUGGUUUCACGGUGACCGAUGGCGGAGAGUUCAUGGAAGCGAUGCGAGCCGUGCUUGACUACCACGUUAUCAUUGUGAACACCAUCAAUCUGUAG